GCCGCCUAGCACAGUCGCGUCGUCUGCGCUCCUGCGCAGGCGCAGUCUGAAACUCAGCCCCAGGCGCAGGCGUCCUAGUCUCCCUUCUGUCCUGCUUCCUCAGCCCUGGGACUCGGCUGGGCUUGGGUGGGUCUCGGCCGCGGCGGCACCCGCGGAGGCGGUAGUGACAGUGACUGCGUGAGUCCCGGACGGACAUGGCGAUGGCGAUGUCAGACAGUGGGGCGAGCCGUCUGCGGCGGCAGCUGGAGUCGGGGGGCUUUGAGGCCCGGCUGUACGUGAAGCAGCUCUCGCAGCAGUCGGACGGGGACCGGGACUUGCAGGAGCACCGACAGCGCAUCCAGGCGCUGGCGGAGGAGACGGCGCAGAACCUGAAGCGCAACGUCUACCAGAACUACCGGCAGUUCAUCGAGACUGCCCGCGAGAUCUCCUACCUGGAGAGCGAGAUGUAUCAGCUCAGCCAUCUGCUGACGGAGCAGAAGAGCAGCCUGGAGAGCAUCCCGCUCACCCUGCUACCGGCUACUGCCGCCGCCGCCGGGGCCGCCGCCGCCUCCGGAGGAGAGGAAGGAGGAGGUGGCGCGGGGGGCCGAGACCACCUGCGCGGCCAGGCUGGCUUUUUUCCCACUCCCGGGGGCGCCUCCCGCGACAGUGCGGGUCCGGGCGAGGAAGGGAAGCAGCGCACGCUUACCACCCUGCUUGAGAAGGUGGAAGGCUGCAGACACCUGCUGGAGACGCCGGGGCAGUACCUGGUGUACAACGGGGACCUGGUGGAGUACGAGGCGGACCACAUGGCCCAGCUGCAGCGCGUGCACGGCUUUCUCAUGAACGACUGUCUGCUCGUGGCCACCUGGCUACCUCAGAGGCGUGGGAUGUAUCGCUACAACGCCCUCUAUCCACUGGAUGGUUUGGCCGUGGUCAACGUCAAGGACAACCCGCCCAUGAAAGACAUGUUCAAGCUGCUCAUGUUUCCGGAGAGCCGCAUCUUUCAGGCGGAAAACGCAAAAAUCAAACGGGAGUGGCUGGAAGUGCUGGAGGAAACCAAGAGGGCCCUCAGUGAAAAAAGACGAAGAGAACAGGAGGAGGCAGCGGCCCCCCGAGGACCCCCCCAGGUGCCUUCCAAGGCAAGUAACCCAUUCGAGGAUGAAGAAGAAGAGGAACCAGCCGUUCCCGAGGUAGAGGAAGAGAAGGUGGACCUCUCAAUGGAGUGGAUCCAGGAGUUGCCGGAAGACCUGGAUGUCUGUAUCGCCCAGAGGGACUUCGAAGGGGCCGUCGACCUGCUGGACAAGUUGAACCAUUACCUGGAGGAUAAGCCCAGCCCCCCUCCCGUAAAAGAACUAAGGGCCAAAGUGGAUGAGCGCGUCCGACAGCUCACGGAGGUGCUGGUUUUUGAACUCUCCCCAGAUCGUUCCCUGCGAGGUGGUCCCAAGGCCACUCGCAGGGCAGUCUCUCAACUAAUCCGGCUGGGCCAGUGCACAAAGGCUUGUGAGCUGUUUUUGAGAAACAGGGCAGCCGCUGUGCACACCGCCAUCCGCCAGCUUCGCAUCGAAGGUGCCACUCUGCUCUACAUUCAUAAGCUCUGCCAUGUCUUCUUUACGAGCCUCCUGGAGACCGCAAGGGAGUUCGAGACGGAUUUUGCAGGCACUGACAGCGGCUGCUACUCUGCCUUUGUGGUCUGGGCGAGAUCGGCCAUGGGCAUGUUCGUGGAUGCUUUCAGCAAGCAGGUGUUUGACAGUAAGGAGAGCCUCUCCACAGCGGCCGAGUGUGUCAAAGUGGCGAAGGAGCACUGUCAGCAGCUGGGUGACAUCGGGCUAGACCUCACCUUCAUCAUCCAUGCCCUGCUGGUGAAAGACAUCCAGGGGGCCUUGCACAGUUACAAGGAAAUUAUCAUCGAAGCCACUAAGCACCGCAACUCUGAGGAGAUGUGGAGGAGGAUGAACCUGAUGACCCCAGAGGCCCUGGGCAAGCUCAAAGAGGAGAUGAAGAGUUGCGGGGUGAGAAACUUCGAGCAGUACACCGGGGACGACUGCUGGGUGAACCUGAGCUACACGGUGGUUGCCUUUACCAAGCAGACCAUGGGCUUCUUGGAGGAGGCGCUGAAGCUGUAUUUCCCAGAGCUGCACAUGGUGCUUUUGGAGAGCCUGGUGGAGAUCAUUCUGGUCGCCGUGCAGCAUGUGGAUUAUAGCCUUCGGUGUGAGCAGGAUCCAGAGAAAAAGGCUUUCAUCAGACAGAACGCCUCCUUUCUAUAUGAGACCGUCCUCCCUGUGGUGGAGAAGAGGUUUGAGGAAGGUGUGGGGAAGCCCGCCAAGCAGCUCCAGGACCUGAGGAACGCGUCUAGACUGAUCCGAGUGAACCCCGAAAGUACGACGUCAGUGGUCUGAUGCUCAGGGCUUGGGUGUAUUGUAUACGCGUAUGUUGCUGAUAUUUAUAUUUAUCUAUUAAGUUGCAUUAGCAUAUUCUUUAUAGUCUCAAACACAGCCUAAAAAUAAAAGACGCUCUCUCUAAUAGAAAUGCAGAAUCAAAAGGAAAAAGGAAAGUUACAAUUAAGCCCAAAUAACAAAACAUUGGAAUUGUUAAAAUAUAUGCCUUCCUUUUAAAUUAUGCUAACUCUCUAUGAAUGUGUGGUCACACUGCAGCAUUUCAGUGUGUCCUUUGAGUCAAAACACACUUCCUUACAGUAUAUGUUAUGCAGCACAGAGAAAUCCUAUCUAAGUACAUCGGGUUUAAGUAUAUUUUGAAGUUUCCCCGCUGACUAAACUGUUAGGUUUCUUAAAGACCACAGUUUCGCACAAAACACCCUGGUCCCCAUCCUUCCCCACCUUACUGUGACUAACAGUUUCGGGCAAAGGAAGGGAUUGAGAAGGUUGGUUUUAGGGUACAUUUUGGUUGAAAGAAUUCCUUCUUGAAAGUGGCUAGUUUAUGGACCCUCGAUACUUCAGGUCCUUCUGGAACGCAAAGGGAAGCUUUCAUAAACACAGUUCAGUGAACGUUUCCAACGUCAUUUGAAUGGCUGAUUAUUUCGAGCUGCUACUUAGCAGCUUUAUAAUACUUGAUUUGGGAGCAUUUACUUGAAUCUUAAGGACUGUGGUAAAAAACAAAACAAAACAACCAUUUUCAACAUGUCCCUGAACUGUGUGAAUUUCCAGCUGGAGCUUUUGUCUUUAUUCAUAUGUUAAAAAAAUGAUUUAAAAAGCAGGACAGACUUGAGGAACCCGGCAGCUGCCAGUGAGUUUUAGCUGCCCCCCUCACUUUCAGGGUGAAUUGUAUAGUGGCUCAGACUUCAGGCAAAUGGGAGAAAAGUUUACAUGGAAAUAUUUAUGUAGAUUUCAGGUCUGGGUGGAUGGGAAAAGAGAAAAAGAAACAUCCUAGGCGCACCCUGUAGUGUCUUAAGUGUGACUCUUUGAGCAGAGAUUUGCUUUUAGUUUUUUUUUUUAACAGUGGGGAACAAAAAGAGGAGGCGGUGUGCCCAAAGCAAAGGGAGGAAAAGACCUUUUGGUGACUCCUACCACAUGUUUCGUGGUUUAUUUCAUAUUUUCCUUUAUUCUUAAAAGUGAACAUAACACUUAAAUCGUUUAGUAAAAACAAAAAUAGCUCAAGAAAUUUGAGCUUCCCAAAGUUUCUGAACUACUGUUUCGUACAUUGAGCAGGUAAGAUUCAUCCUCCUUGGAGAAAAAUUGUGCUUUAGGUCCAUUUUUCCGUCACCUUCCAGUUGUGAUUCUUGUCCAAAAGUGCCAUUUCUGAUGCCAAGGACUUCAAAAGAUCAUAUCUUUUUCCAUAAUUAAAAUAGUGGUAUUAAGACUGGAAAUUAUGUAAAACCUAAAAUAGCUUCCAAGAGUGGCUUGGGUUGUGAAGCUCCUUGACUCCAUUACUUGUUGCCAGAGGAGCCCUUUUAUUUAUUUUUAGCGAUGCCUUUUAUAAGUGGAAAACUUAUCAGAGUUACAGAUUUUCUUUAAUUUUCCACAUACAUUUAGGAUUUUGUAGAUAAUAAGCAUAACGAUAUUUCAGAUGAGCAAAAAGUUAUAAAUUGUCUUUUUUAAGAUCACUGGGAACAUGAAUUUGAUAACAAAAACCGUUUAUGAUUACUUUGCAACUUACAGUUUCUAAAAUUAUAUUGUGUGAAACACAUAGCAUGGACAUACAGGGUCCAUGAAAUGAUACUUCUGAAGUCAAAACUUAAGGCAUGAAGUUGUAAAAACUUAAAUGUAUAUACCCAGAUAUUAAAAUGAUUGCGUCUUCACAGAACUGUUUGCUUUUUCAGACUGGAAGUACAGAAUUUUCUUCUGGUAAAAUCUGUGGGUUCCUUGAUCAAAGUUGUAGCUGUUGGUGAUUCGAUCGAUUACUGUGGGAAGUUGAUCAAGGACCACCGGUGUUACAGUGUACCUUUGUGCUCAGCAGAGUCAUUACAUUGCAUUCCCCUACGUGGGAUCAGAGCUCUUCUCGAAUUCUUGUUUCGUUUGAUUCCAAGGGCUAGAAAUUGAAUGUGAUUGUCCAAAACUAUAAUACAUACUAUAUAGUAUACCACUUAAGAGUUGAUUGACUUUUCUCGUUUGCUUCAAACAUUACACUGUCGUGUGAGCUUGGAAUCACAGACUUGAUUGAAUUAUUACUGUUGCAAAAAAGACACGCUGUGGAAUUAAGUCUCUUUUUGACUAAAGCCUCCCUUCAUUUCAAGUGCUGAGGCUUACUUAUUUUUCUUUAAAAUACUACCUAUCAUUUAAUUAUUGGCACUUGUAUUUUGCAAUUUGCUCACCUAGGAUUGGGAAUUUGGGGUUUGAUGUGUAGGAUAAAAUCAGUACAUGUACAUUUUGCUUAUUGAUGCACCAUGAUAUGAGAGACUCUGAGAUGUUUUAUCAAAAUAAAGCUUAAAUUUUUCUUACACUGGA
Molecule: messenger RNA, 4877 nt
Organism: Suricata suricatta (meerkat)
Lineage: Eukaryota; Metazoa; Chordata; Mammalia; Carnivora; Herpestidae
Gene: EXOC8
Product: exocyst complex component 8
Exons: 1
Coding region: 195-2375 (726 amino acids)
Biological process (GO): Golgi to plasma membrane transport; intracellular protein localization; exocytosis
Cellular component (GO): exocyst
Source: RefSeq, a predicted model, not a curated record